Molecule: messenger RNA, 1773 nt
Organism: Brassica oleracea var. oleracea
Lineage: Eukaryota; Viridiplantae; Streptophyta; Magnoliopsida; Brassicales; Brassicaceae
Product: protein NRT1/ PTR FAMILY 5.11-like
Exons: 4
Coding region: 87-1655 (522 amino acids)
Biological process (GO): dipeptide transport; transmembrane transport
Cellular component (GO): membrane
Molecular function (GO): dipeptide transmembrane transporter activity; tripeptide transmembrane transporter activity
Source: RefSeq, a predicted model, not a curated record
UGCAUUACAAAACCAUUACAAGAAGCAAUUUCUAUGUCUUUAUAAAUUUCCAAACAUAAAAAAAAAAAACCAAACAAACAAACACAAUGUCUAACACCGGCGUCGCGGCGGAGGAGCUUGGAAAGACAGCCGUAAAAUCCUCCUCUGGUGGAUGGAGAUCUGCUAGGCUCAUCAUCUGUGUAGAAAUGGCUGAGCGAUUCGCAUACUAUGGUAUAGCGACUAACCUGAUAACGUACUUGACGGGGCCAUUAGGAGAGUCAACAGCUUCAGCUGCGGCUAAUGUCAACGCUUGGAGUGGAACGGUCUCGUUUCUGCCGCUUAUCUGGGCCUUUGUAGCUGAUGCGUUUCUCGGUCGUUUCCGUACUAUCAUCAUCUCAUCUUCUCUAUAUGUCAUGGGACUUGGGUUGCUGACGUUUUCAACCAUGAUUCAUUCCCAAGAGCUCCAAGUGACUCUCUUCUUCUGCUCUCUCUACCUUGUAGCCAUAGGACAAGGCGGUUACAAACCUUGUAUUAAGGUAUUUGGAGCUGAUCAAUUCGAUGGUAACGAUAUAAAAGAGGCGAAAGCCAAGAGUUCUUUCUUCGACUGGUUAAUGUUUGGAAACUGUAUUACCAUACUGACAUCUCAGUUGGUCUCUAGUUACAUCCAAGAGAACCUAAGCUGGUCACUAGGGUUCGGUAUUCCAAGUGUUUCCAUGCUACUUGCUCUGUUUUUGUUUCUCCUCGGAGCUACCUCUUACCGCGUAAUUACUGGAAGAGGAGGGAAGAAAAACCCUUUUGCUAGAAUCAGUCGUGUUUUCGUGGAGGCAUUGAAGAACAAAAAGCAAACUGAUGUAGAUAACCUGAAAGAGAACCUCCUUCUCCUACCUCACAAAGAUUCCAAGGAAUAUAGAUUCCUUGACAGGGCAGCGGUUUCAUGUGAUUUAGACGAGAUUGAAGAAGCAAAAGCGAUGCUUAGGCUUGUUCCCAUAUGGAUGACUUGCUUAGUCUUUGCCAUUGUAUAUGCACAAUCCUAUACUUUCUUCACAAAGCAAGGAGCCACAAUGAACAGGUCAAUCUCACAAGAACUCUUAGUCCCUGCAGCUUCACUCCAUGGUGUCACAAGCCUAACAAUAAUCGUGUUCAUCCCACUCUACGACCACCUACGCGUCCCAAUGGGUAAAUUAUUCACUCAUAACUCAUCAGGAAUCACAAUGCUUCAAAGGAUAGGCACAGGGAUUUUUCUGUCCAUUCUUGCUAUGGUAGUAGCCGCCUUGGUCGAGAUCAAAAGGCUCCAAGCCGCUAAAGAUGAUGUCACCGUACCAAUUAGCGUGUGGUGGUUGAUUCCACAGUACGUAUUCAUUGGACUCUCGGACGUGUUCACAAGGAUUGGUUUACAAGAGCUUUUCUAUGACCAAGUCCCUUGUGAGCUUAGGAGUCUUGGUAUGGCCUUAAACCUUAGCAUUUACGGUGUCGGCAACUUUCUAAGCAGCUUUAUGAUAUCAGUCAUUGAUAAGGUCACAAGCCAUUCUGGUCAAACGAGCUGGUUCGAUAAUGACUUGAACGAGGGUCAUCUAGAUUACUUUUACUGGCUUCUCGCUUGUCUCAGCUCCAUUGCUUUAGCCUUUUACUUGUGGUUCGCCAAGUCGUAUGUGUACAACAGACUAAAUACCUUCUAAAGCAUUGUCCUCUGAUCUGCCUAAUGUAUUGAGCUUCCUCCAUUUACAUAGUAGCAUGUUAUGAAUUGAAUAUUGUGAGGAAUUUUGUAAACGUACACUAAAUUAUUCUUGAUUUUUU